CUAUCACCUUGGAGUUGGUAUGCUUGCUUAAGCUGUAGUACCUUUGUACCAGUCGUUUUGUGCGCUGCACAAGUUGUUAAUGCGCAGAACCGUAUGGUACAGCAGCCCUAGAAGGCCAGAACCGCCUUAAACUGUCUGUGUGUAAUCGCAGAGCUCUGCUCAUGGCUUCUCAACCAUUGAAGAAGAAACCAAAGAGGUCGAAUCGUCGAGUCAGAGAAGAAUCGGACCAACUCGAACGCAUCGACUCACUUCAGUGGAACCAAUCUCUCUCCAACAAUGACGACUCGUUCUCUCUCGUCGCCGGCUCCAACGAACUCGAAGGAGGAUUUUUAUCGCUUGAAGAGAUUGAUGAAGCAGAGUACGGUUUGGAAAUCCCUAAACCGGAAAAAGAAAUUGGGAAAGGAAGAGUGAAACCAGCUACGAAAUCAAAGAAGCGAAAACGAAGCGAUGGAGGUGGUGAGUCUAGUGGUGAGGCUGAAACUGGGAAUGAAGAAAAGGUUGAGGAAGAGGAUAAGAAAGUGAAAACAAAGAAGAAGAAAAAGAAGAGUAAGAAUAAGAAGGCAAAGAAGACCGGGGAAAACACAGAAUCAGCUCCUGUCAGCAAUACUAAGGAUGACGUUGAAGGAGAUUUAGUGGAUGAAGCAGAAUAUUAUGCUUGGAGUGAACUAAGGCUCCACCCGCUACUUAUGAAAUCAAUAUACAGGCUUGGGUUCAAAGAACCGACACCAAUACAGAAAGCUUGUAUUCCUGCUGCUGCUCAUCAAGGAAAGGAUGUUGUGGGUGCUGCAGAGACAGGAUCAGGAAAAACACUUGCAUUUGGUUUGCCCAUUUUGCAGCGCCUCCUUGAAGAACGAGAAAAAGCUGAGGAGCUCCUUGAAGAAAAGGAUGAGGCGGUUGAUAAAAAUUUUCCCAAAUGUUUUCUACGGGCUCUCAUUUUAACUCCUACAAGAGAGCUUGCAAUUCAGGUCACUGAUCAUCUCAAGGAAGUAGCUAAGGGUACCAAUGUAAAGGUGGUUCCUAUUGUUGGUGGGAUGUCAACUGAAAAACAGGAAAGAAUUCUGAAAGCAAGGCCUGAGAUUGUUGUUGGAACUCCAGGAAGACUAUGGGAACUUAUGUCUGGUGGAGAAAUCCAUCUUGUUGAGUUACAUUCAUUAUCUUUCUUCAUUCUGGAUGAGGCCGAUCGAAUGAUAGAAAAUGGUCAUUUUCAUGAGUUGCAGUCCAUUAUUGACAUGCUUCCAGUGACUAGUGGCUCAAUUGAAGGGAAUCCUCAGAACACUCAGAAUUGUAGGACAGUUUCAAGCUUACAAAGAAAGAAGAGGCAAACCUUUGUGUUUUCAGCAACUAUAGCGCUAUCUGAUGAUUUCCGUAAGAAGCUAAAGCGAGGAGCACUAAAAUUGAAGCAGUCUGAGAACGAUGGAUUCAAUUCUAUGGAAACUCUCUCUCAGCGAGCAGGAAUGAGAGCAAAUGCUGCUGUUAUCGAUCUGACAAAUGCGUCAAUUAUGGCAGAUAGACUUGAGGAAUCAUUCAUUGAAUGCAGGGACGAAGACAAAGAUGCCUAUUUGUAUUAUAUAUUGAGUGUUCAUGGACAAGGUCGCACAAUUGUUUUCUGUACAUCAAUUGCGGCUUUGCGCCAUAUUUCUUCUCUUUUGCGCAUUGUUGGCAUCAAUGUGUGGACUCUUCAUGCUCAGAUGCAGCAGCGAGCGCGAUUGAAGGCAAUUGACCGUUUUCGCGGGAAUGAACAUAGUAUACUUGUUGCCACUGAUGUUGCAGCAAGAGGACUAGAUAUUCCUGGUGUUCGAACUGUAGUUCACUAUCAACUUCCACAUUCGGCUGAGGUUUACGUUCAUAGAAGUGGAAGAACUGCUAGAGCCUCUGCUGAUGGGUGCAGUGUUGCUUUAAUCUGUCCAAACGAUAGAUCAAAAUUUGCCACUUUGUGCAAAUCAUUUUCAAAGGAAAGUUUUCGGCGGUUUCCUGUAGAGAUGUCAUACAUGCCAGAGGUUGCAAAACGAUUAUCUCUUGCACGUCAAAUUGACAAGAUUCUGCGGAAGGAAUCCCAGGAUAAGGCGAAGAAAAGCUGGUUGGAAAGAAAUGCUGAAUCAGUAGAAUUCGUAAUGGAGGAUAAUGACAGUGAGGAGGAAAGAGUAAACAACCAUAAGCAUAAUAAAGCUAGUUCCAUUCAUUUAAAGAAUCUGCAGCAGGAGCUUAAUAUGCUGCUUUCACGGCCAUUGCAACCAAAAACAUUUUCGCGGCGCUUUUUGGCAGGGGCUGGUGUUUCACCCCCCCUCCAACACCAAUUUGAAGAAUUAGCUAGGCAGGAACGUGGUGACUUUGGGAAUUCAGGAGAUAAAAGAAGAAAUUUGUUGGUUAUUGGUCAGGAUUGUGUAGAACCGCUGCAGGCACUCAGGAGUGCUGGCCAUGAGGUGAGCAUGAAUCUAAAAGGGAUUGCAGAAAAACGAAGAAAUACAGACAAUUUAAGGAGAAAGAGGAAAGAGGAGAAAAAUCGUUUUCGUGAUCAACGGAGAAAGCAGAAAAAAAUGUUGAAAGGGGGAAGCGAGUAGAAUGAAUCAAGAGAAUCAAACCAAAGUCACACGGGAAUAUGAAGCCAACAUCCUUACGUCGAAUAUUUUCGUGGACAGGUCACAAACUUAAAAGUCAUAAAUUUUGAUGGCAGAUAUUGGUUGCGUGUAUUAUUCUGUUUUCAUCAUAUAACAUACAAACUAGUUUUGCACAGAUGGAUCUAGCAUCAAAUUUUGAUUCAUUGUUUUUGACUUUUCCAUAUAAAGGCAUGACCAUGACUAUAGCCCUCAUCAACUAUACUUCAACUUGUCAAUGAUUUUCAUCACAAUGUAUGAUAUAUAUUUUCCUUCUGCCAACUGUCAUUAAACAAAAAAACACAAAUGUGAGGGUGGUCAUUGUCAAGUUCAUAGUGAA
Molecule: messenger RNA, 2931 nt
Organism: Cornus florida
Lineage: Eukaryota; Viridiplantae; Streptophyta; Magnoliopsida; Cornales; Cornaceae
Product: DEAD-box ATP-dependent RNA helicase 13
Exons: 15
Coding region: 162-2558 (798 amino acids)
Cellular component (GO): nucleolus
Molecular function (GO): ATP binding; RNA helicase activity; nucleic acid binding
Source: RefSeq, a predicted model, not a curated record